Molecule: messenger RNA, 1759 nt
Organism: Chlamydomonas reinhardtii
Lineage: Eukaryota; Viridiplantae; Chlorophyta; Chlorophyceae; Chlamydomonadales; Chlamydomonadaceae
Exons: 3
Coding region: 254-1114 (286 amino acids)
Cellular component (GO): 90S preribosome
Source: RefSeq, a predicted model, not a curated record
CAAACGUGCAGCACUUCACGUGGUCGUCAGUCUGUUAAAUAGAACCCCAAAGGCUGCCUGGACCUUUUCUGUUUGUUUACACGCCUGCUAGCAAGUAAAGCGCACGAAAAUUAAUCAUCUAAAACGCCAAAACAAUAUCUGACAUAUCGAUUAAGAGAGGCGUGGCCCUUUGCCGCCGGCGCCGCUCCAAACCCGUUCUCCCCGCGCGACUUUGAAGUUGUGACGGCAUUUACGUCUAAGCAGCAUUGUUGAAAUGUCACAAGCUGGCGACCGUUCGGCGCCGCCGGCGACAACGUCCGCUAAGGUUGGCGACAUCAAGCUGCCGGGCUGGAAGCAGUCGCAAGUGCGCAAGGCUGUGGCGUCGCUGCUCAAAUACGUGAGCUCGCAGGCCGAGAAGUCCAGCUCGCUGUUUGCUGACGUGGACGAGGAGGUCAUCUUCCUGCAGCUGGCACUGAAGAAGAUGCCGCAGCAGCCGCGCAAGGACAAGCCGGUGCCGCUGCCGCUGCCACACCCGCUGUACGGCGCCGAGGGGCAGCAGAUAUGCCUGUUCGUGAAGGACUCGGCGGAGGGGCAGGAGGGCAAGGAGAUAAAGAAGAAGCUGGCAGCGCUGGAGAAGAAUGGCGGCGUGGCCAAGGUGAUCGGCACCACAAAGUUGCGCACCAAGUUCGAGUCGCACGAGGCGAAGCGCAAGCUGUGCGCCAGCUACGAUCUGUUCCUGGCCGACGACCGCAUCCUGCCCUCGCUGCCCAAACUCAUUGGCAAGAGCUUCUUCAAGAAGAAGCGCCAGCCCAUCCCCGUGGAUCUCCGCCGCGGCAACUGGGCGGCAGAGAUCCGCAAGGCGCUGGCCUGCACCUACCUGUUCAAGGGCAGCGGCACUAGCGUCAACAUUCGCGUGGCGCGGUCGGGCUUCGAGCCGUCAGAGGUGGAGGCGAACGUGGUGGCGGCACUGGCGGCGGCGGCGGAGCACAUACCCAAGAAGUGGGCCAACAUCCAGGGCGUGUUCCUAAAAACGGCGGACUCAGUGGCGCUGCCGAUCUUCCAGACGCUGCCGGACGCGCCGGCUAAGAUUGUGGGCGGGUCAGCGGCGGCGGCGACGGCAGUGGCGGCGUCGUAAGGUUGGCGUGACGUGCGUGUUUAGUGUUCAUGACGCGUUGCUUUUGGCGGGCGUCCGUUGUGACCUCAGUGUGACGUGUGUGUGGAGAUAUGUGGUAUUGGUGCACUGCUGCAGGUGUCGGGCUAGGUGAUGUUGGGUGGUUCGAAGGCUCAUGAACAAGCUUCCAAGUGCGUGUUAGCCCUAGGAUUGUAUGCUGGUAUGGAGGACAGGCAGCUUGCGACUGUCCGAAGGAGAAGAGGGAGCCUGAUGACUUUAUAGAAAUAGUGAUGUGUGCCAGCGAUGCGCCAUGGCUCAUGGAACAUAAGAUAGGGCACCGGUUGCCCGGUGGAGCGGUAGGACAGGAGGGCUGGGUAGGCCUGGUGGCUGGCUUUUGGCUGGGCACAGGGUCGUAUGUGAUAGGAACUUACUCGUCCUUUCACAUUCACGACAUUGCGUCCACGCCGGAGGGGACUGCCCAGCCAGGGUACUACCGCACGGUACGACCGUGCACGCAUAAGUCCUCGGGCUCACCGAACGCUUCCCUAAGACUGCGCCGGGGAGAGGGAGGGGGCAGAACCGAGCACUGUUCGAUGCACAACAGGGGGAAUAUAUCAGUAAGUAAUUUUUGACAGGAGGGACGACGGGGAGCUGUAAGGCGAGUCGGGG